CGAAACGCGGGGAAAACGAAACUGGACAAAAAUGCAAUGCCAGCAAAACGAAACUAGAUUCUAGCUUGAAGGCUCUGUGUUAUUCUUUCUUAGAAUUCAGAACUCGGACAUGAUGGCUACAGAUGGGGCCUCCUGCAGUUUUGACUCCUGGAGUGAUGCAGACGAAGAAGCGAUGGCAAAUCUAGUUUUUGAUGAUGAUCAGGAUUCGGACAGAGAACGCAGACAAUUCGACCUUGAAUGUGACCGUGUCCUGAAAAAUAAAGGGGGACCAUUACAACAACGCAGACAUAAAUAUUUAAUUGUCUCAGAUCUUGGAAGACAACACUGGUGUGAGCAGCAGUUGCUGUAUAGCCUUGAUCCGGAUGUCUACCUAAUGCGAGCUUUGCCUGGUGAAGUCGUCAAUAUAGAAGAAAGUAAAGAAGUCAAAGAAAUAAAAUCAAAAGGCUCUGAUAUUCAUUUAACAAGAGAGCUUGAGGUUCAUGUACCCGUGGAAGUUAAAGUGGUCACAAAGGAAGACAAAUGGGCUGUGAAGUUGCUGAAUCUCCAAGCAGCUGUGGUCACAUUUCACACAGGUGGACACAUCGCGAGAGAAGUGCCAGUGUUUGGAGCCCCAUUUGAUCUCGGCAUAUUUGUUUUUGGCAUAAUUGAUGAGCUCCGAUAUGAUCCUGAGCACCACAAAGUAGAUAUUCUAGAGUUGAAAACCAGAAACUCACAGUACCCUCCAAAGCAGAGUCAGCAACGGAAAGACCAGUACCAGGUCAGCGUGUAUGCUCAACUCUUCAAUGAGUUAGUGUUGGGCAAAGUCAGCAAAGAGAUGGUGAAAAAACAUUUGGGUCUUGACUUGAACAAACCUUUAACUGCUGAUGUGAUGGAACAUGUCCGUGCUUCAAACCUGGGAGACAAAGACAGAGAAAAUACAAACCUUUCUUCACUUUUGGAUACUGUACUGAGCCAGGUGCAGUCUUUGGCUUGUAUAUCUCAGGCCAGUUUAGAAUAUGUUCAUCAAGAAAGUAAAAAGCAAAUCUCGCUGACCGACUUUGAUCUCGAUGCUGAAUCACUGGAGAUGUCAUUCUCUCACCAUGUCAAGUGGUGGCGAGGGGAGCGUGGAACAGAGGGAGUUGACAUUGAGGACUGCUGGAAAUGUUCCUUCUGUCUGUUCUCUGAGCUGUGUGAAUGGAGGGAGUAUAUGGCCAACAAAACCUCGAAGGUUUCUCACAAUGGAUGAGAGGUGGACGCUUAUAAUGUUCUUAAUAAGUGGUAAAAAUCAGUGUGAGCCCCAUUCUUUAAAUAAGGUAAAAACGCCUAUUGUGCAUGGGGUCAUGAUUACCCGUGUUUGGCCCUACAGAGAGUGGAGAUCUUGGAUGUGUGUAGUAAGUCAAGCAAGUUCUGAGGACUAUCUCCAAUGGUCUUUUCUUAUCAGAGAAACUGGCCCGUACGUGUCAAACUCACCCUUGAAACAAAUAGUAGCGAAUGAAUUUCACGCCUAAUCAAACCCCGCCAAUGUAUGUCCAUAGCAUUUUUUUGUUUUGCUGAACAAGGCAAGAUGUGUAAACCUGCUGUUUUAUGGAACUGUGACAACAGCAAAGUCUGGAAGAUGCAAGUAGACGUGAUGUGCAAUAUAUUACAAUUAUAUGUCAUACCUGAGAUAUUUAAAAGGAACUUUUGUUUCCUAAGUUUUUCUUUCUGCAUUCCUGUACUCAAGCUCAAAUUAUUUGACCACUAUAUUUGUAUACCAGUACUGGAAACAUUGCCAUUCAAUUUAAGCUCUUUUAUUCACCAAUUCAAAUUUUUGAAACCGAACCAAGAGCUCCAUUCUAUACAUGAUGUAUGAAUAGAUUGAAACCUUUAGGUUUUGUUAGAUUUUGAUUCCUAUGAUGAGUUUAGAUCUAGAUGUUUAAUUUACUGGUAGUUUUUAAAAGAAUUUUUAUUUGUGGUAUUUUGAUGUAUGUUUGAAUAUAUUUUACUUUUCUUGGAGGGGGGGGAAUUCUUUUUCUUAGUGGUAAAUUCUGUGCUCAGAGCUCAGUAUUAUUAUGUGCAGUGCUUUUACUCAGGAAAAUAUAGACGGUUUACAGAUGAGUUGUUACAGUGGUCUCCGCCUAAACGCACGUCAUACAAAAGCACGCUCCGCUCAAGCGCACGCUUUAAUGAC
This is a messenger RNA of Aplysia californica (California sea hare), 2149 nucleotides long. RefSeq names its product exonuclease V. Gene Ontology annotation, cellular component: nucleus. Bases 110 to 1225 code for a protein of 371 amino acids. Gene Ontology annotation, biological process: interstrand cross-link repair. Gene Ontology annotation, molecular function: single-stranded DNA 5'-3' DNA exonuclease activity. Lineage: Eukaryota; Metazoa; Mollusca; Gastropoda; Aplysiida; Aplysiidae. The transcript has 6 exons. The record is from RefSeq and is a predicted model, not a curated record.